Lodderomyces beijingensis is the source of this 615-nucleotide messenger RNA. The record is from the annotation of a GenBank genome assembly. NCBI's taxonomy places the organism in Eukaryota, Fungi, Ascomycota, Pichiomycetes, Serinales, Debaryomycetaceae.
AUGCUACGUCUAAUAUCGUGUAACGCACUCUUCCGUUCCACUGCAAACUUGGCUUUGCUCCGAAAUCCGACAUGUCGAAUUGCAACAAGGCGAAAUAUAUCAUUCAAGUUCCCCAAUAUAAGGCAGGCAAUUGCCGAAGCCAACAGAAUCGAUGAAAAGUUUGAGGAAGCGGGCAAGUCGCCCGUGGAGACAAAAGUUCAGCAAAUCAUUGCAGCAGUGGACGGGGUACCGGAAUUGCUAUACCAAUUGAAUUUUUUCUUUUGCGAGUGCAGAAGAAUUGGCAUAUUGCAAGAUAACGCGGGACAACGUCAACAUUCGAUACGGUACUGGCCCGUUUUCAUGUUUCGGUUGAUUCCGUUGAAUAGCGCGUUUUGGGAUACGUGUUAUUUCAUGAAUAAAGCGCAGCAUACCCACAAGUUGCAUCCUUUCAAGAUCAAUGAUGUGGGAUUGUUGGACCCAAAGAACUUUCCUCUUGAGUUUAUAGAGGAAUUGGCCACGGGGAGGUACAAGGGGCUUGAUUUUCGCAAUACCUCUAUUAUGACGUUUGCAAAGCCAAAGUUUGCUGAAACCAAAGAGGGAGGAAAAAUUGAAAAAACUGUAGAUAUCAAGUACUAG